CUAUGGUCAAGACUUUGCUAUACCGGAUCGCUUUAUUAGGAGUGCUGCUCCGUAAAACACACCGUCCUCCCCCAGCACCAGCAACCAUUGUCAGAAGUGAUGGCUGCCCCGGCAUUUGGAAAUGGGUGGAAUCCACAGUUCGGUUGGGACCCGAGAACAAGUGCUGGCUAUGGGAACCCUAUUUCCGGUGUUGGCAUCGGGGGUGCUGGCGAUUUCAUGAGUCGGAGUUUCUUUUCUGCCGUGCCCGGGGGCGCUAUGUUUCCCGGACCGAACAUACAUUCUGGGUACCACUAUUCCGUUCCCGUUUUCCCAGGCAUGAACACCCGCUUGCAGACUCCCCAUCCCGUUGUUGAUUACGACGCCCCAGCUCUGAACUUAUCCAACUCGACGGGCGGAGUCGGUUGCGAGCCCGGCUACAAUUAUUUCUUCCCCCCAGAACACACCAAGCUUCACAUCAUCAAGUCGUCAACUGCCCCCUGGAGACUCCCGGAGGGUGCGUCGAUGAGUUUCGGCGCUUAUCACGUCCCUGUCCACACCACGCUUUCCGAUCUCAUGCUGGGUUUCGGGGCCACCAACCCGAUUCCACAGCAGAACAGAGUUACCGAGAUCAUCCAAGGAGGAAACGGGAAGUGGUACAGGGGCGUUACUUUCUCAGGGGAAGACCUGGAGCAGAUGGCAAAGACGCUCAGAGACCUUGGCUGGGACCGCAGCCGGACCGGGCGUACAGGAGAGAAGCCUGUCGUCUGGCUCUGGAUCACCAAGGAUUGACAUAUUCCUUGAGGUGAUAGAGAAGAGCGUGUGCUGAGCUUCGGUUGACGAGUCGACGGCGGAUUUCCCAGUGGAAUUUAUAGCAGGACUAUGUGCCGUGUGUUAUGAGGAUUUAUCACUGAGGUAAGCGGGGGUUGUAUUAUCUUCAUAGUCACAUAUUAAUCAACCAAAUUCACGAAUUUUC
Durotheca rogersii is the source of this 952-nucleotide messenger RNA. RefSeq lists its product as uncharacterized. The transcript has a single exon. The record is from RefSeq and is a predicted model, not a curated record. The coding region runs from base 100 to 768 and encodes 222 amino acids. NCBI's taxonomy places the organism in Eukaryota, Fungi, Ascomycota, Sordariomycetes, Xylariales, Xylariaceae.